UUCUAGGUGAAAAAGAUUAUAAAACCCUACCCCUUGUUCUUCGUUUGUCAAAUUUAGAAUUCCACAGAUCGCCGCAGCCGUCAGACUAUACCAGAUGGCCACUGCUUUAGCGUCUGAGAUUGGUGAAAUUUGGCCUCCCAAUAUGGCAAAAUCAUCGGCUGUUGAAGAACGAUCGUUGACUGCUCAUUGGAUUUCAGAAGACAAUCUCGUUUCAGGUACUCCAAAAUCAGAUGCGAGAGAUAUUAGCAACAAAACAAGCCACGGGAAAAACAGGGUCCUCGGUCUUCCUCGAAUCCCAGCAAAUUCAGUUAUCCGGGCCUUGAAAGAUAGGAAGCAACGCCAGAGCCAGAGGAACCGUAGGUCUCAGCCCAGCAGCAGCAGAAGUUGGUGGUGGCCUGAGCUAGGGUGGUCUGCGGUUGGUAUGGUUAUUUCACAGAGACCAUCCAAGGAAAGUGUGGUUCAAACUUUACACAAAUGAAUCACAAUUGUUACAACGACGUAUUUUCUAAGCUUUAGUUGAAUAACAAGUACAUAAUGAAUCUUGAAGAUUA
This is a messenger RNA of Helianthus annuus (common sunflower), 551 nucleotides long. RefSeq lists its product as uncharacterized. The coding region runs from base 95 to 478 and encodes 127 amino acids. NCBI's taxonomy places the organism in Eukaryota, Viridiplantae, Streptophyta, Magnoliopsida, Asterales, Asteraceae. The record is from RefSeq and is a predicted model, not a curated record. The transcript is spliced from 4 exons.